Molecule: messenger RNA, 3901 nt
Organism: Prunus avium (sweet cherry)
Lineage: Eukaryota; Viridiplantae; Streptophyta; Magnoliopsida; Rosales; Rosaceae
Product: protein argonaute 1
Molecular function (GO): RNA binding; protein binding
Source: RefSeq, a predicted model, not a curated record
UACGUCUACCUCUACUCUCAGAAAACAAAAAAUAAAAAAAAUUCAUCUUGUACUACAAUAAUAUAUUUUGUAUCGUACCACAUCACAUUCAUUGGAAAAUUUCAUUUCUCUCUCCUCACUCUCUCACAGAGAAAGAAUAGCAGAGAAGAGAAAGAAGAGAGAGAACCCAGAACCAGAAGAAGCAAAGCAAUUGCUCCUCUGACGAACUGCCGUUUCAUUUCAAUUUUCUAAGUCAGCCAUCAAUAAUUGGAAACCAUCAUGGGGAGGAAGAAGCGAACUCAAAAUCCUAGUGGAGGUGAAAGCUCCGAGCCUCAGGAAGGUAGUGGGGGCAGUGAUCAAGCCUUCCAAAGGACUUCCCCUUCACCUUCACCUUCACCUUCACCUUCACCCCAACAACACAAUGAAGGACCAAGAGGAGGAAGUUACCAAGGUGGAAGAGCCUGGGCCCCACAAGGACCACAAGGAGGCCAGAGAGGCUAUGGUGGUGGUGGUGGCCGUGGCCGUGGGAUGCCACAACAGCAGCAAUAUAGUUAUGCUGGGACCUCGGCUCAGGCGCAUGAAUAUCGAGGUAGGGGUAGGGGUGGUCAGGGAGGAGGAGGCCCAAAUCAGGCAGGAGGAGGUCGUGGCGGUCAUGGCGGCGGAGGCGGCGGUGGUCGUGGCCGUGGGGGAGGAGGACCUUCUUAUGUUGGUGGUCCAGCCAGACCAUCAGUUCCCGACCUGCACCAAGCGACCCCUGCUCCAUAUGUUGCCGGGGUCACCCCUCAGCCCACAGGCCCUACAUCCUAUGCACCCUAUACGCCCUAUGAGCCUCAGUCUUCAGAAUUGGUACAGCCUUUUCACCAGAUUUCUAUCCAGCAAGAAGGUGCUCCUGCUCCUGCUCCUGCUCCUGCUCCUGUCCAUGCAAUUCAACCCAUUCCAGCCUCAAGUAAGUCUGUGAGGUUCCCUCUUCGCCCUGGCAGAGGCACCACUGGCAUAAAAUGUAUAGUCAAGGCAAACCACUUCUUCGCUGAAUUGCCAGACAAAGAUUUGCACCAGUAUGAUGUCACAAUUACACCUGACAUUGCAUCACGGAGGUUGAAUCGGGCUGUGAUGAAGCGGCUGGUGGAUUUAUACAGGGAAUCCCAUCUUGGAAAUCGGCUCCCUGCCUAUGACGGGCGCAAGAGUCUGUAUACUGCUGGGCCACUUCCUUUCUCAUCAAAAGAGUUUAAGAUUGCACUUAUGGAUGACGAUGAUGGAUCAGGCGGGCAAAGGAGGGAGAGAGAAUUUAAAGUGGUGAUCAAAUUUGCUGCACGUGCUGACCUGCACCAUCUAGAACUCUUUCUGCAGGGGAGGCAAGCUGAGGCUCCUCAGGAAGCCCUUCAGGUUCUUGACAUUGUUCUGCGUGAAUUGCCUACUGCUAGUUACUAUCCUGUGGGGCGUUCAUUUUAUUCCCCUGAUCUGGGGAGAAGGCAGUCACUCGGUGAGGGUUUGGAAAGUUGGCGUGGAUUCUAUCAAAGUAUUCGUCCAACGCAGAUGGGGCUGUCUCUGAAUAUUGAUAUGUCCUCUACGGCUUUCAUUGAGCCACUGCCGGUCAUUGAAUUUGUCAAUGAGCUGCUCAAUCGAGAUAUUUCAUCCAGACCAUUGUCUGAUGCUGAUCGGGUGAAGAUAAAGAAGGCUCUACGAGGAAUCAAGGUUGAGGUCACUCACCGUGGAAAUAUGCGCAGAAAAUACCGCAUAUCUGGUUUGACAUCGCAGGCAACAAGAGAACUGACUUUUCCACUUGAUGAAAGAGGUACUAUGAAAUCAGUUGUUGAGUACUUUCAUGAAACCUAUGGUUUCAUUAUUAAGCACACCCAACUGCCUUGUCUACAAGUGGGAAAUCAACAAAGAUCAAAUUAUUUGCCCAUGGAGGUCUGUAAAAUUGUUGAGGGUCAAAGGUACUCAAGGAGGUUGAAUGAGAGGCAGAUUACUGCUUUGCUGAAGGUGACCUGUCAGCGUCCUCACGAAAGGGAACUUGAUAUCAUGCAGACAGUUCGUCAAAAUGCUUACCACGAAGAUCCUUAUGCUCAAGAGUUUGGAAUUAAAAUAAGUGAGAAUCUCACUUUAGUUGAAGCUCGCAUCCUUCCUGCACCAAGGCUUAAAUAUCAUGAUACGGGUAGAGAAAAAGAUUGCCUGCCUCGCGUUGGACAGUGGAACAUGAUGAAUAAGAAAAUGGUUAAUGGGGGCACAGUCAACAAUUGGAUGUGCAUAAAUUUCUCAUGGAACGUGCAAGAUGCUGCUGCCCGUCGGUUUUGUCAUGAACUUGCUCAAAUGUGUAACAUUUCUGGCAUGGCAUUUAAUCCAGAACCAGUUCUUCCACCUAUUAGUGCUCGUCCAGAUCAGGUAGAGAGGGCCCUAAAAACUCGCUACCACGAAGCGAUGACCAAACUCCAGCCACAGGGCCAGGAGCUUGAGCUGCUUAUUGCUAUUUUGCCUGAUAAUAAUGGCUCUCUUUACGGUGAUUUGAAACGAAUUUGUGAGACAGAUCUUGGCCUUGUUUCCCAGUGCUGUUUAACGAAGCACGUAUUUAAGACAAAUAAGCAACAGUAUUUGGCAAAUGUAACAUUGAAGAUUAAUGUGAAGGUUGGGGGAAGGAAUACAGUGCUAGUUGAUGCUCUGUCAAGGCGUAUUCCUUUAGUCAGCGACCGACCUACCAUCAUUUUCGGUGCUGAUGUCACCCAUCCUCAUCCUGGAGAGGAUUCAAGUCCAUCAAUUGCGGCUGUUGUGGCUUCUCAAGAUUGGCCUGAAGUUACAAAGUAUGCUGGUUUGGUUUCUGCUCAAGCCCAUCGACAGGAACUCAUCCAAGAUUUGUUCAAAACAUGGCAGGAUCCAGCAAGAGGGACAAUGUCUGGUGGCAUGAUCAAGGAACUGCUCAUAUCUUUCCGUAGAUCAACUGGGCAGAAACCUCAACGCAUCAUAUUUUACAGGGAUGGUGUCAGUGAAGGACAGUUUUAUCAAGUUUUGCUGUAUGAACUUGACGCCAUUCGUAAAGCAUGUGCCUCUUUGGAGCCUGACUAUCAGCCUCCCGUGACUUUUGUUGUGGUUCAGAAGCGACAUCAUACCAGGUUGUUUGCCAACAACCAUUCUGACCCCAAAGCUGUUGACAGAAGUGGGAAUAUAUUACCUGGUACCGUUGUCGACUCCAAAAUCUGUCAUCCAACUGAAUUUGACUUUUACUUGUGCAGCCAUGCUGGAAUCCAGGGCACUAGCCGUCCAGCUCAUUACCAUGUGCUAUGGGAUGAAAACAAGUUUUCAGCUGAUGGAUUGCAGACCCUUACAAAUAACCUUUGCUAUACAUAUGCAAGGUGCACACGUUCUGUUUCCGUGGUGCCCCCUGCAUACUAUGCACAUCUUGCUGCAUUCCGAGCGCGUUUCUAUCUGGAACCACAGACGUCAGAAGGGGGGUCAGUGACAAGUGGUGCGAAUGCUGGACGUGGGUACACGGGUGGACGGGGCACGCGAGCACCGAAUGCAAAUGCUGCUGUGAGGCCUUUACCUGCUCUGAAGGAGAAUGUGAAAAGGGUUAUGUUCUACUGUUAGGGAUAGAUAGUCUGUCUGGCCUGGGCCCUAAACCCUGGUGCGGUAAUCAUAAUAAUAAUGGGCACUCACUUCACUUGAUGGUUGUAAUUAAGUUAAGAUAAUAUGGUUGCAGUAAGUAAUGAUGAUGUAUGUGUUUGCUUGCUAGUUGCUGCGCAUCAUCAUGGCUGGUGAUGUGUUAAGUAUGUGUUAAGGACAGGGGGACCUUUCCUUUGCUUGUCUAUGACUAUGACUAUGUAUGUAUGUUUUGAGUGACUUAUCCUGGGCUGGGCCUGGUGAAUUGUGAAUUGUGAAUUGUGAAUUGUGAACUGAUAAUGUGUUUUGUUGAACCACCGGGUGCUGGUGA